AUGACUGAGCCUGGUCCGCUGUGGAGCUGGCGCUGUCGGUGGAGUGGACGCUUGUUGGGGAGACGCCGGAAAGGGUACUGGCAGGCCGUGGGAGCGAAUACCCAGAUGUCGCUUUGGGCAACGUCGAGCUGGACGCUUAGUUCGCUAGGCGAGGCAUUGUAUGCUCGUCAUGUGCACAUCCCAAGGACGAGCGGCAGCGACGUGAGAGCUGCUUCGAAGUACAGGUUUCCUGCGGCGAGAUCCUGGGCAACACACCCAAUUGCUGCGACGACCGGAGCCAAGCAUGUCUGGCACGAGGGCGCUAAAAGGCCCGACAAGAUGGUGAAAACAUCCGCAAUGGAGUCGUCGUACCGAGGAGGACACUGCCGAAAAUCCUCAUCAAGAUGUACUGGGAUGAUUCCAGACCCCGAACGUCCUGGCGCCGAUUGGAUUUCUUCUGCCUGGGCCACUCGAUUGCCGCAAACCGAACCCUCCCAAGGACACGCUGUACUUUCCACGCUCACUGGCGGCGCAAGAACCCGACGAACGGCUGGACCCCGUCGCGCAUCCAGAAUACAGCCUGGAGACUCAGCGCACCUGGUGGGGAGAGGGAGACGACAUGAUCUUAACGACACCUGGCCGCCGAGCAUGCACGGCACCGGCAGCGAAGACUUCUUCUCGCAGGGAUGGGGUAUGCAGAAGAACGCCUAUCCGUUCUGCGGCGCGAUCCACGAGGAAGACGUGCCCAACACGCAAGUGAGCUAUCGCUGGCACUUGGCCGACCCUGUGCGCUUCAGCAAGAAGAUCAAAGUCACUUUGGAGUCCGGCCACGCGAACCACCUGCGUGGUUAUUGGUCGACCAGCGCGUAUUGGUAUCAGACUUUGCCGGGGCCGAAGCUGGAUAUUCUGCCUGUGGGCGAUCGACUACCCCCGAAACCCACGAUGCACUUGAUUCCAGAGCCGACUGAGGUCAAGAUCGCCUCGAUGAGUGCGGAAAAGAUGGGGAAGCUAGCUCAGCACCGGGAGAGAUACGCAGUGUUUGUGAAUGAUUGGAACGAGUGGCUGGAGCGUCGGGCGAGGGAAUCGGAGCGUUGA
Molecule: messenger RNA, 1074 nt
Organism: Aspergillus nidulans FGSC A4
Lineage: Eukaryota; Fungi; Ascomycota; Eurotiomycetes; Eurotiales; Aspergillaceae
Exons: 5
Coding region: 1-1074 (357 amino acids)
Source: RefSeq, a predicted model, not a curated record